GCAACCCAAAGUUAUCUUGACGAAUGUCCUGAGGACGAAAAUUGGAAGAAAAUACAUAGACAGCCACGUAAUAAUUGAUGCAAAUUUAUCUGCUGCUGACAAAUUACAAUCGGGCCAACUACCCUCAUCAUCUGUUGCCAGCCUACAGACAUGUCAAAUAUUAAGUUCUCCUCAUGAAAGUUCUUUUCUGUCUGAAAGCAAGUAUCCACAGGAGCAAAUAGCAAGAAAUAUUGGGGAAGAAAAUAGCAAGAGAAGAAUGAUUUGGAUAGAGGAGCUAACAAGGAGAGGUGCUAUGCUGGACCUUGUUCUCACCAACAAGGAGGGCCUGGUGGGGAACGUGAAGCUCAAGGGCAACCUUGGCUGCAGUGACCAUGAAAUG
This is a messenger RNA of Cariama cristata (Red-legged seriema), 379 nucleotides long. Its product is annotated as sentrin-specific protease 7-like. The transcript is spliced from 3 exons. The annotation marks the transcript as partial. NCBI's taxonomy places the organism in Eukaryota, Metazoa, Chordata, Aves, Cariamiformes, Cariamidae. The record is from RefSeq and is a predicted model, not a curated record.